CUGUUGUUGGAAGCUUCUAGCGUUCAGGGCCGUAGCGCAUUAAUUUUUCACCCUCCGCUACACCCGUCCUAAUUUUGAUACUUACGCGUUCGCGAAAAACCUGCGCAGAAUUUUCUCGUCCGCGACCUUGAAGAUAGAUGGAGCAUGGGUAGUAUAUGUGCUGUUGCUGAUGCAGACUGACUUAUUUGUAUUCUCAAGUAGUUUACAUAAACUCUAAGAAAGAAAUUAAAAUAAAAAUUGUCAAAUCGUAUUUCUGGGGUGAAAUAAGGAACUCAAAAGGAGAAGGAAAUUUGUAUAACCUAAAAACAGAGAAAACAACAAUAGUUUCCUUGCACAGUGCACAUGAUCUGUUGUUUUGGUAGAAUGCUCUGAGCUUAUAUUAUUGUUGACCAGAUUGUAAACAAUAAGUAAGAAUGAGUGGAGACGAAGAAGAUACCCUACUGGAUAGGGAUAAAGAUAAGACGGAAAUCAGAAAAGAAUUGUCUCAAAUGAGUUUUGAAGAUUUACAGAAACUUAAAGAAAAAUUGGGUACAAAAGUUUACAAUGCAGCAAUGUUUGGGGUAAAAAAAACUAAAGCAGUUGCAUUCAAACGAGAAAACAAAAACCGACCUCGUGAGGAGUCAGCCAAGAAACAAGUUUCCAGAUUUCGUGAAAUUAUACCUGUAAAGAAGAAGGCUCCAAGAGAUCCUAGAUUUGACAGUUUAUGCGGAACAUUUGAUGAAAAAGCAUUUAAGAAUUCUUAUGCAUUUCUCAACAAAGUACGCGAAAAUGAUUUGGAGGCAUUAAAAAAAGAAUUGGAGACUGAAGAAGAUCCCAAACAAAUAAAAAAAAUCAAGUACCUCAUUCAAAGAUUAGAAAAUCAACUGAGAGAAGAAAGAAAGAAAAAUGAGAAAAAAGAAAAAGAAAAACAAGAAAAAGAAGAGAUUGCUAAUGCUAUUAAGAGUGGUGAGAAGCCUAUAUUCAAGAAAAAAUCUGAAAAACGUAUUGAGAAUUUGGUGUCCCAAUAUGAAGAACUUAAAAAUUCAGGCAAACUCAAGAAGCACAUUCAAAGGAUACGGAAGAAAAAUUUGAAGAAAGAUCGCGUGAGGCUAGAUAAUUCAGCUUCGGAAUAAAGAUUGAAUGUUGAUCGUUAUUGUAAAUAUUGAACUUGAAUAGUUGACUAUCCAGUGAAUGAAAUAUUUAAAAAUGCGACUAAAAUGAAAUCAGAGUUAGGCAAAUUUUAGGUAAUUUCGUAUCUACGUUUGCUUUUUACGGAAGUUUAUCAUGUUGCUAUCAGAGUAAGAGAAUAUUUUAUGCAAAUUUUGUUUUUCUACAAAAUAAUUUUUAACGUCAGCAGCAAGUCAGACUAAAUCGUUCAUUCACUGGCGGCCUAAAAGAGUCUUCGUCGAUAAUAGUUUGCUGUACAAACUAUUUGUUGUAAGAAAUAAAGAAACAUUUUAUACGCCAAUA
This is a messenger RNA of Nasonia vitripennis (jewel wasp), 1449 nucleotides long. Its product is annotated as ribosomal RNA processing protein 36 homolog. The record is from RefSeq and is a predicted model, not a curated record. The coding region runs from base 414 to 1112 and encodes 232 amino acids. Gene Ontology annotation, cellular component: 90S preribosome; nucleolus. The transcript has 5 exons. Gene Ontology annotation, biological process: maturation of SSU-rRNA from tricistronic rRNA transcript (SSU-rRNA, 5.8S rRNA, LSU-rRNA). Lineage: Eukaryota; Metazoa; Arthropoda; Insecta; Hymenoptera; Pteromalidae.